Linnemannia hyalina is the source of this 1953-nucleotide messenger RNA. The record is from the annotation of a GenBank genome assembly. Lineage: Eukaryota; Fungi; Mortierellomycota; Mortierellomycetes; Mortierellales; Mortierellaceae.
AUGAACAUCAAUGGCGCUCGCAGAGAUCCUCGUUCUGCGCCUGGACGAUCAGCAUACGUACCUCCUCACCUGAGAAACCAAGCGCCUCCUCCUCCUGCCCCUGCCGCCACCCGAGGCAAUAACAACAGCGAUGUUGGCGGCUGGGAUGCGCCAAUCCGCUCCAGCACCAACAAUCGCCAAUCGUCGGGCGGAUGGGGCGGUGCUUCAGAGAGCGGAUACAACCGUGGCUGGGGCAAUGACCAUUCAGGCUCGCGCGGUGGCGGUGGCGGUGGCGGUGGCGGUGGUGGCGGUGGUGGCAGCUGGAACGAGCGCGCUUCUUACUCUGGUCAGGGCGGUCGUCGCAACGAUGGCGGCUCGUCGGGGUAUCCUCGCUUGGACCGCGACGUCGGAACCUUCAAGAAUGGCGUCCAAAUCCCCGCUGCUCGCAACGCUCGUCUGGAACGUGAGCUCUACGGAACCGAAGACAAGGAACGCACUAAUACCGGUAUCAACUUUGAAAAGUAUGACGACAUCCCUGUCGAGGCUUCAGGAACCAAGGUCCCGGAACCUAUCUUGUCCUUCACCAGCCCUCCUCUGGACCCCCUCCUGCUUGAGAACAUCGAACUUGCCAAGUACACCCAGCCGACUCCUGUCCAGAAGUACUCGAUCCCUAUUGUCAGCGCCGACCGUGAUCUGAUGGCCUGUGCUCAAACAGGCUCAGGAAAGACUGGUGGUUUCCUCUUCCCCAUUCUCUCAGAGCUGUUCAAGCGUGGACCUUCACCCACUCCCGAGAACAACGGCGUGAGCCGUGGUCGCAAGGCUUACCCCUCGACCCUCAUUCUGGCUCCUACCCGAGAGCUGGCUUCUCAGAUCUGGGAAGAGUCUCGCAAGUUCUCUUACCGUUCCUGGGUCCGCUCCUGUGUCGUGUAUGGUGGUGCUGACAUCGGUCAACAACUUCGACAGAUCGACCGAGGCUGUGACAUGUUGACCGCCACUCCUGGACGUCUUGUCGACCUGAUUGAGCGUGGUCGCAUUUCUCUGGCCAAUGUGCGGUACCUGGUACUUGACGAGGCGGAUCGUAUGCUGGACAUGGGUUUUGAACCCCAAAUCAGACGCUUGGUCGAGAAGGAGGACAUGCCCGGUGUGAACGAGCGCCAUACUCUAAUGUUCUCGGCUACGUUUCCACGCGACAUUCAACAUUUGGCUCGCGACUUUUUGCGCGAAUAUGUCUUCCUGUCAGUAGGCCGUGUUGGUUCGACCUCGGAGAACAUCACUCAGAAGAUUGAGUACGUCGAGGACAGUGACAAGCGGUCCGUGUUGCUCGACAUUCUUCAUGCUCAGCCCAAGGGCGACAUUGGCCUGACGCUGAUCUUCGUCGAGACUAAGCGCAUGGCGGACAACCUCUCGGAUUUCCUACUUGGUCAAAACUUUCCCGCCACGUCGAUUCACGGAGAUCGUACCCAGAACGAGCGCGAGCGUGCUCUCGAUAUGUUCCGGUCCGGACGAUGCCCCAUUAUGGUUGCGACUGCCGUUGCCGCUCGUGGACUGGAUAUCCCUAAUGUCACCCACGUUGUGAGCUACGACUUGCCCUCGGAUAUCGAUGACUAUGUCCACAGAAUCGGUCGUACUGGUCGUGCCGGAAACACUGGUAUCGCAACCGCUUUUUUGAACCGUGGGAACAAGGGUGUCGUCCGCGACCUGAUCGAUUUGCUGAAGGAAGCGAACCAGGAAGUCCCUGGCUGGCUCGAGACCCUUGGACGUGAGGGCAGCUACAACAGCUCCGCCCCCCGAGGCCGAGGACGCGGUCGUGGACGCGGUCAGGCGCGUGAUGUGCGUCGAGGCGGCGGUGGGGGCGGCGGUCAGUGGUCGAACAGUGGCGGAUAUGGCGGUGGUGGAAACAAUGGCGGCUACGGAGGUGGAUAUGGUGGCGGCGGUGGAUAUGGUGGUAAUGGCGGUGGUGGAAGUUGGUUCUAA